Molecule: messenger RNA, 2982 nt
Organism: Plasmopara halstedii
Lineage: Eukaryota; Oomycota; Peronosporomycetes; Peronosporales; Peronosporaceae
Product: alanine-trna ligase
Exons: 1
Coding region: 1-2982 (993 amino acids)
Biological process (GO): tRNA modification; alanyl-tRNA aminoacylation
Cellular component (GO): mitochondrion; cytoplasm
Molecular function (GO): nucleic acid binding; ATP binding; amino acid binding
Source: RefSeq, a predicted model, not a curated record
AUGAGCGGACUGAAGAGUAACGAGUCAAUGGAGAAGGCCGUAGCUGCUGCGGACGUGAACAUAGAGACACUCGAGAAAAAGGUGGCUGUUCUAUCCCCUUUCUCAGUCGAAAAUUGGCCCGCUGCACGCAUUCGAAAGACGUUUAUUGAGUUUUUCCAGAACCAGAAGGAACUGCCGCAUACAUUUUACAAGUCAUGCCCUGUUGUUCCACUCGAUGACCCAACGUUGUUAUUUAUCAACGCUGGUAUGAACCAGUAUAAACCGAUUUUUUUGGGUCAAGUAGAUCCAUCACAUCCCAUGGCAAAGCUUGUACGCGCUUGUAACUCACAAAAAUGUAUUCGCGCCGGCGGUAAACAUAAUGAUUUGGAUGAUGUUGGCAAAGAUGUGUAUCAUCACACAUUUUUUGAGAUGCUUGGAAAUUGGAGCUUUGGGAACUAUUUCAAAAAGGAGGCUGUCCACUUAAGUUAUACUCUAUUGACGGAAGUUUAUGGCAUUGAUCAAAGUCGUCUUUACGCUACCUACUUUGGCGGUGAUGAUAAGCAGGGUCUUCCGUCGGAUGAAGAAACUCGUCAAAUUUGGCUUAACUAUUUGCCGGCUGAGCGUGUAUUGCCUUUUGGCUGCAAAGACAAUUUCUGGGAAAUGGGUGACGUGGGUCCGUGUGGUCCGUGUACUGAAAUUCAUUACGAUCGUAUUGGUAAUCGUGACGCCUCCAAGCUUGUAAAUGCUGACAUGCCAGAUGUUAUUGAGAUCUGGAAUAAUGUCUUUAUUCAGUUUAAUCGUGAACAAGACGGUAAACUCGUGCCAUUGCCGCAUAAACACGUUGAUACUGGUAUGGGCUUUGAACGCUUAGCUUCGAUAUUACAGGGUAAAAAUUCAAACUAUGACACUGACGUGUUUACAUCGCUCUUUGACGCUAUUCAAAAGUCAACUGCUGCAGCUCCGUAUACUGGAAAGCUUGGUAAGGAAGAUCCUGACAAGAAAGACAUGGCUUAUCGUGUCGUAGCGGACCACAUUCGUACAUUGACAUUCGCUAUCACAGACGGAGCCGUUCCUAGUAAUGACGGCCGCGGCUAUGUAUUGCGUCGUAUAUUGCGUCGUGCUGUACGCUACGGUCAACAGUUUUUGAAUGCGCCGAGCGGUUUCCUCGCGGAGCUUGUACCUGUUGUUGUUACAAUGCUGGGCGAAGCAUUUCCAGAGCUGGUUCAGAAGCAGAAAGAGGUGGAGGAGAUUAUCCUAGACGAAGAAAGAUCUUUUGGGCGCACUUUGAAUAAGGGCAUUGAGCGUUUUAAAAAGAUCGCGCAAAACAUUCGUGAGACCAAUGGGGUAGUGGUGCCUGGUGAAGACGCAUUCUUUCUGUAUGAUUCCAUGGGAUUUCCAAUUGAUUUGACGGAGAUUAUGGCGGAAGAAGAAGGAAUGACUGUGGAUAUUAACGGCUAUGAGGCGUGUAUGCGUCUUCAGACUGAACGUUCGAAAAUGGACCGCAAGAAGGGUGGAAGCAACGGUGCUCGCCCGUUGGUGUUAGAAGCUCGCGAGACUAGUACACUUGCUAGCAAACAAGUCACGGCCACAAAUGACAUGGCAAAGUACGAGUGGAACGUGAAGCCAUCGGCGAAAGUGGUUGCUAUCUUUACCACCACAGAAUCAAGCUCGGAUUUUGUUGACGAGGUAACGACCGGUGACUUUGAGCGUGUUGGUGUUAUCUUGGACAAAACCUCGUUUUACGCUCAAGCUGGAGGUCAGAUCUAUGACACUGGUUUGCUCAGUGCAGCUAAUUUCAAGCUGGAUGUGGAUGCUGUUGAAUCGUAUGCUGGAUACGUGAUGCAUAUGGGCCAAAUUACGUCGGGUUCGAUAAAGGUUGGAGACAUUGUGGAGUGCCGGGUGGACUACAUUCGUCGUGCCAAGAUUGCCCCAAACCACACGAUGACACACGCUCUCAAUUUUGCGCUACGGCAAGUGUUGGGCGUGGUCGUAGACCAGCGUGGAUCGCUUGUAGACGAAUCGCGUCUGCGCUUUGACUUUACGACUAAUAAGCCACUGAAGUCUGACCAGCUAGCAGAGAUAGAGAAAAUUUGCGAUAAAAUAAUCAAGCAACAGCUCGAGGUAUAUACGCAGGAAGUGGCUCAAGCAGAGGCCAAGCAUAUUAAUGGCUUACGCGCCGUGUUUGGCGAAACGUACCCGGACUUUGUUCGAGUUGUCUCUAUUGGCCAACCCAUUACUCCGAUGCUUGAAGACCCAGAAAACAGCAACUGGAGCAACUACUCUAUAGAGUUUUGUGGUGGCACUCAUUUAAGUAAUACGAAGGAAGCUAAAAAGUUCGUUCUUUACGAAGAAGGUGCCAUUGCUAAGGGAAUCCGUCGUGUGUCCGCCUACACGUGCGACUUGGCCAUAGAGGCGGAAGAGCGUGGCGCUAAGCUUCAGGCUGAGAUAGAUGCGAUCAAAUUGCUCAAUGGUUAUGAGUUUAUCGAAAGCGUAUCGGCGUUCAAACCUGUCCUUGAUCAGGCAUUGAUUUCGCUGCCGUUAAAAGACACGCUUCGAAAGCAAAUGGAUAGUCUCGUUGAACGUGUAAAGAAGAUCAAGAGAGAGGCUGCAGCUGCUCGAGCAGCAAAUGGUGUCCGAGAUGCUGUCGCUGAGGCCACCAAGGCUAAAGAGGCUGGUAAAGAGAUUGUCGUCGUAAAGUUUGAUGUUGGCACGGACUCGCGGCUUGGUCGUGAGAUGCUAGAUGCCAUGAGCAAAAUUAUCCCCAAUGGCAGCUUUAUGAUCUUCAGCACUGAUCCAGACGCGAACAAGACGGCGGCAUUCACACAGGUGAGCCAGCAGCAUGUGGAUACCAAACAAUUGGAUGCUCGCAAGUGGGUGAAUCACGCGAUGUUAGGGAUGAAGGGCAAGGGGGGAGGCAAAGACGCUUUGAAUGCGACGGGUCAGGCGAAAACCGUUGAGAACGUCGAUGAGGCAGUAUCACUUGCUAAGGCAUUCGUUCAGUAA